AUGUUUUCAGACAGACUUAAGGAGUACCAAAAAUCUAGAAAGGAUGAGAAAAGCAACAUAGAUAAUGUAUUGAACAAAGAAAGCAAAAAAUUACAAGAGAUUGGGAUUGGAAUACGUAAAUUACACAACAAUAUUGAUUAUACUAAAGGUUUAAUAAACAAGAGCUCGGGUAGUAGAAGUAGUAAUAGCAGUGUGGACAGUAGUAAUUUAGGUGUUAAUAAUGCAUGUAGUAAUAUAAAUAGUUUUAGAAUGAAAUUGGAGGAUAUUUCAAGUAAAAUAAGUUAUUCCCCAAGUGUUAUUAGCAAUGAUUCAAAGACCAAGUCUGAUUAUGUACAUACAUUAAGAAGCCAAAACAAUGUUUACAAGAGAAGGGAACUAAUUUCUGAUCAUGAAAAUUUUGGUGAUCAUUAUUCUCAAGUUAAUUAUAAAAAAAGGAAUUUGGAGGAUUACAAUUCACCAAAUGAAAAAUAUAAUAAUAAAUCACCAAUUAAUGAGUUUAGAAUGUUAAAUAAAAGAGUAUUAAUUUCUCACAAAUAUUAUGAUAUCCUAGAACUUCAACCUGGAAGUAACUUGGAGAGUAUUAAAAAAGCAUAUAGAAAAAAAGCUUCAAAGUUGCAUCCUGACAAGCUUGUAUUGAAAAAUCCUGAUCAAAAAGAAAAGAGUUUGGCCAAAUUCAGACAAGUUCAAGAAUCUUAUGAAUUUCUUAGUAACCCAAAUAAAAAAGAGUUAUAUGAUGAGUAUGGUGAUGAUAUUUUAAAAUAUGGAUUUUUAGAUCAUUGGAAUGAAAUGAAGGGUAUAUUUGAGACAAAGGUACCGAAUUAUAAUGAAAUGAAUAAUAAUAUUAAUCAGACAAAAUUUUCUAAUAUACGCUCAGAUUGGGAUAUUUUUUGGCAAGAAGUAUUAGUUCAUUUAUUCUUUAAGCCAAUAUUGAAUAAAAAUAGUAUUGAAUUAAGAGAUUUACCUCCAAUGAAUAUAUCAGUAACUAAUUAUAAAACUUUAAUAAGUAAUUCCUAUAUGUAUUUAAAGAGGUUACUAAGCAUUCCAAGCAGCUUUUUUGGGAAUCCAAUAGUCAUUAAUUUGGAUCCAAUAGAUGAUCUUAAUAUUGUGGAUGAUAAGACUUUGCCUAUGUUAAAAAAAGGAUUAUUUUCAAGAUUUGCAAAUUUUAAUACACAAAAAACAAAGUUCUCAAAUAACUUUGUUAAUGCUCAAAUUAUUGGAUAUAACACAAAUAGUCUGGUAAUUAAUAAAGAUACUGUAGGCUUAGCUAAGAUUUCCAGUAAUAAAACAUCAGUAAAUGAAGCUUUUGGUAUAAUCUUUUGUGAAAGUAAACAAGGAUGGGGAAGAUUCUUAAACUUAGCAAAGAAAGAAUUUGAAAGCAAGAAUGGAAAUACAGAUAACUAUAAUAGUAGUGAUCAUUUGAUUAAUCAAAACUUUAAUAACUUCAAAAGAAGAUUAAAAGAGAUUCAAGCUGAAUUUGACUGGGUUAUACUUGUAUUCCUUUCUGAAGAACAAUUACCUAGUCAAGAUCAAGAACUUCUUUUAGAUUAUUAUAACAUUAAAGACGAUAUUAAAGAUAUUAAGGACUCUGGAGAUGUAAAUAAUCUAGAUAUUAUUGAAGAGAAAGUAGAUGAAUCUCAAGCUUCAGACUUAUUUCCUUGCCUUAUACAAAAAUCAAAAAAUUCAAACCUCUCAAAUCGUAGCUCUGAUAUCUCGUAUUCCAGACCAUCAAAUGCACAAAUAAAUCAAAUAAUUAAACAACUUGAACUUUUGUCUAACAUUGAUAGUGACCUUAAUAACCACCCAAUUAUUGACAUGAUUGCCUCUGAAGUGGGAGAGGCGCCAUGUGUGGGGAAAGGCGGGAAACAUGCAUGCUAA
Cryptosporidium ubiquitum is the source of this 1875-nucleotide messenger RNA. RefSeq names its product DnaJ domain-containing protein. Gene Ontology annotation, cellular component: cytoplasm; nucleus. The transcript has a single exon. Bases 1 to 1875 code for a protein of 624 amino acids. Gene Ontology annotation, molecular function: protein folding chaperone; protein-folding chaperone binding. The record is from RefSeq and is a predicted model, not a curated record. NCBI's taxonomy places the organism in Eukaryota, Apicomplexa, Conoidasida, Eucoccidiorida, Cryptosporidiidae.